This is a messenger RNA of Elaeis guineensis (African oil palm), 670 nucleotides long. RefSeq names its product protein RER1A. Gene Ontology annotation, biological process: protein retention in ER lumen; retrograde vesicle-mediated transport, Golgi to endoplasmic reticulum. NCBI's taxonomy places the organism in Eukaryota, Viridiplantae, Streptophyta, Magnoliopsida, Arecales, Arecaceae. Gene Ontology annotation, cellular component: Golgi membrane. The record is from RefSeq and is a predicted model, not a curated record.
UACUAUUUUAAUUUGAACCCCGUCGUCCGAUUUAUAACGCGAGGCCCUAGGAGUAGCAGGCAAUAGAGGGCGAAGAAGAGAGGGGGAAAAGAAGACGACGGAGACGACAAAAGAGGACGGAGUGAGACGAUGAUGGAUUCUUCCUCCGGCGGCGGAGAUCCGUCCUCUGUCGGCGUUCCGGUGCUGUCGGCGUGGGCCUCCGCCGCGUCCCGGCGAUACCAGCACUUCCUGGACAAGGCGACGCCGCACGUGUUCCGGCGGUGGCUAGGGUUCGGGGCGGUGGCUCUCGCCUACGCGCUCCGCGUCUGGUUCAUCCAGGGCUUCUACAUCGUCUCCUACGCCCUCGGCAUCUACGUCCUCAACCUCUUCAUCGCCUUCCUCUCCCCCCAGGUGGACCCCGAGAUCCAGGAGCUCGUCGACGGCUCCGGCCCCUCCCUCCCAACCCGCUCCUCCGACGAGUUCCGCCCCUUCGUCCGUCGCCUCCCGGAAUUCAAGUUCUGGUACUCUAUUACAAAGGCCUUUUGUAUUGCUUUCAUGUUGACAUUCUUCAGUGCAUUCGAUGUUCCUGUGUUUUGGCCUAUUCUACUCUUCUACUGGUUGGUCCUAUUUACAGUGACAAUGAAGCGGCAGAUACUUCACAUGAUAAAAUACAAAUAUGUUCCCUUCUCCU